AUGAAAUUUGGUUAUGCUCCUUCGAAUGGUUCCCAAAACGCUAUGUUUUGGCGCACCCUUCUCGUAUUCUACUAUAUAUUUACACUUGUGCUUAUGGCGGUCUCAACACCACCUGAAGAUCCUGUCAAGUGUGUGUCUGGAAAUACAAAUUGCACGGUCACAAACUCAUAUGGAGCCUUCCCUGACCGUUCCACGUGUCGAGCCGCCAAUGUGGCCUACCCAACAACCGAAGAUGAGGUCGUGGCUAUCGUGGCUGCAGCCACUAAAGCCGGACGGAAAAUGCGUGUAACCACUCGAUAUUCCCAUAGCAUCACUAAGCUCGUGUGUACCGAUGGAACGGACGGUUUGUUCAUAAGCACAAAGCUUCUAAACCGCACGGUGCGAGCGGAUGCAGAGGCCAUGACCUUGACAGUUGAGAGCGGUGUGACGCUGAGGCAGUUAAUCACUGAAGCAGCUAAAGUGGGAUUGGCGUUGCCUUAUGCACCGUAUUGGUGGGGACUAACCGUGGGUGGUAUGAUGGGGACCGGUGCUCACGGGAGCUCAUUGUGGGGUAAAGGAAGUGCCGUCCAUGAUUAUGUGACCGAGAUCAGGAUUGUAAGUCCUGGUUCGGUCAAUGAUGGGUUUGCAAAGGUUAGAGUUUUAAGCGAGACUACGACUCCUAACGAGUUUAAGGCGGCCAAAGUUUCUCUUGGCGUUCUUGGGGUUAUCUCUCAGGUGACUUUUAAAUUGCAACCGAUGUUCAAGAGAUCAUUAGCAUAUACAAUGAGAAAUGAUUCGGAUUUCGGGGAUCAAGCCGUGUCUUUUGGAAAGAAACACGAGUUUGCUGAUUUCUUAUGGUUACCGAGCCAAGGCAAAGUGGUGUAUCGAAGGGAUGAUCGAGUUCCAGUCAACACGUCGGGAAACGGUUUGUUUGAUUUCUUGCCAUUCCGUUCCCAACUCUCUGUGGCUAUUGCCAUCAUAAGGUCAUCAGAGGAGACGCAAGAGACGUUCAGAGAUGCGAAUGGGAAGUGUGCGGGAGCCACACUAAUUUCAUCUACACUAUUUGCUACCUCAUACGGUUUGACCAACAAUGGUCUUAUAUUCACUGGUUAUCCGGUCAUUGGAAGCCAAAACCGUAUGAUGUCGUCAGGAUCAUGUCUAGAUAGCUUACAAGAUGGAUUAAUCACUGCGUGUGCAUGGGAUUCACGUAUAAAAGGCGAAUUUUUUCAUCAAACAACUUUCAGUGUUUCUCUCACGCAAGUCAAAAGUUUUAUUAAUGACAUCAAGUCUCUUGUUAAAAUUGAACCAAAAUCUUUAUGCGGCCUUGAGCUCCAUUAUGGUAUUUUGAUGCGUUAUGUCAGAUCUUCUCCGGCUUAUCUUGGGAAAGAAACUGAAGCCCUAGACUUUGAUAUAACAUACUACCGAGCCAAAGAUCCAUUAACACCGCGACUCUACGAAGAUUUCAUCGAAGAAAUCGAGCAAAUUGCGUUGUUCAAGUAUAACGCAUUGCCACACUGGGGUAAAAACAGAAAUUUAGCGUUUGAUGGAGUGAUUAGAAAGUACAAAAACGCACCAGCUUUCUUGAAAGUAAAGGAGAGUUAUGAUCCAAAUGGUUUAUUCUCGAGCAAAUGGACGGAUCAAAUUCUAGGGAUCAAAGGAAACGUGACGAUUGUAAAAGAUGGAUGUGCAUUGGAGGGAAUGUGUAUUUGUUCGGAGGAUGCUCAUUGUGCUCCGAACAAAGGCUAUCUGUGUCGACCAGGAAAAGUUUACAAAGAAGCUAUGGUAUGUACACGUGUCAGUGGCAUUAAUAUGGCUCAGUCAGUAAGUUAUUAAUCUUCAAUAAUGGCUUCUUACAUCAGAAGGCGGUCGUCUUUCUCUUUAUGUGUGGGUCAAUAUUUAGUACGAUAUGUUGUUUUGUUAUAAUAAACUAUAAAUAAAUCAUGU
Eutrema salsugineum is the source of this 1923-nucleotide messenger RNA. RefSeq names its product L-gulonolactone oxidase 2. The transcript has 4 exons. The coding region runs from base 1 to 1812 and encodes 603 amino acids. Gene Ontology annotation, cellular component: membrane. The record is from RefSeq and is a predicted model, not a curated record. Gene Ontology annotation, molecular function: D-arabinono-1,4-lactone oxidase activity; FAD binding. NCBI's taxonomy places the organism in Eukaryota, Viridiplantae, Streptophyta, Magnoliopsida, Brassicales, Brassicaceae.